CGACGUCGAAAGCAUCUUGGUGUCAUACAUACCACAUAGAACCCAACAACGACGAAAUAUCCCAAAAUCAGGGAUCAGAACGAGCCAUCUAUCUACCUUUCUGCGCAUAAGUAACCUCUUCCUGUCUGUCACUGUCAUCAUGUGUAAACACGUUCUCAACGCUCAAGUCUCCAUCCGGUCACCAUGCUGCCGCAAAUGGUUCGACUGCCCCGAAUGCCACGCCGAGUCCGAGUCGCACCCCCUUAAGAAGACACUUGAGAUGACGUUCGCCUGCAAAAAGUGCAAAAAGUGUUUCCGCAAGGAUGCGACCGAGUUCGAGGAUUCCGACGAAUACUGCCCGCACUGCGACAACCACUACAUCAUCGAGGCCGUGACGCCCAAGGCUGCUCUCAGGGUUGAGGGCGAGGAUGCGAGAAUGGAUGCGCGCAUGCUGAAGGACGAAAGAGUCAAGCAAACGAAGAAGACCAUGAACCAGAUCUCGAUAUUUGACCCGGAUGUGGAUGCUGAUAAGCUUGGUUGAGUGGUUGGGCUGUUGGAGUUGGAGUUGAAGUUGGAGUUGGAGUACGGGAUUACAACGCAGCGAGGAAGGGAAAAAGAGAUACCAUUUAGAGAAGCAUAUAAUCAAAAUGGGUGGCUUAUUGUCACUCACAUCAUAUUGCACAUC
Molecule: messenger RNA, 664 nt
Organism: Neurospora tetrasperma FGSC 2508
Lineage: Eukaryota; Fungi; Ascomycota; Sordariomycetes; Sordariales; Sordariaceae
Exons: 3
Coding region: 140-520 (126 amino acids)
Biological process (GO): protein import into mitochondrial intermembrane space
Cellular component (GO): mitochondrial intermembrane space
Molecular function (GO): zinc ion binding
Source: RefSeq, a predicted model, not a curated record